AUGCUUACAGACAUUAACAACGUACCUAUCCAAGAAGCCCUUAAGCGUGAUGGCUAUGUCAUUGUCGACGGACUUAUUGACCCUGAGCUGAUGAUCAGACUCAAAGAAGCCUGUGAUCGUGUAGUUGCCAAAGCCCGCGCAGGAGACUGGAAAUACAGACGUCUUGUAGGCACGCAGUUCCCUCCUUGGACUGAGGGCACUGAUGUUUGGGGUGUUCAGCACUUGAUUCACCCUGAGCUCAAUGAACCCGUCUUCCUUGAAUGGUACGGGUCCACUAAAUUGCUCCAGUCUGUCUGUGAAUUGUUGGGUGCCAAGAAGGAAGAUCUUCAAUUAGAACUGUUCAAUCUCCUCAUCAAUCCCCAGGAUUCUGACUUUGAUCUGACCUGGCAUCGGGAUGCCGUCCCUGCCGAGACAUCGGCUGAAGAAGAGAUCGAAAAACUCAAGGUUCCUCAUUACGGUACCCAAUGGAACACAGCACUUUAUGAAGAUGCAUGCCUUUAUGUUGUACCCAAUUCUCAUCGUCGUGUCCGAACACCCGAAGAGCGUGAUAUUACAAUUAACGAUCCCAAGAGCCACAAUAUGCCCGGUCAGUUACAGGUCCGUCUGUUACCAGGACAGACUGUGUUUUAUGACAAUAACAUUCUUCACCGUGCUGCCUAUAUUGCUGCUAACAAGCGCGCCACUCUCCAUGCUUCAAUGGGCACUAUUGAGGGUGGGCAUCAUCGUGCAAGCACUAUUUUCCAGCAUGGUCUGGACUGGAUGAACCAGCCUAGCUUCCAGCAGUCACUCCCUGCCUCUCUCGAGAAGCCUUAUGCAAACGUCAAGGCAAUGGCAGCCAAGACUGGAUUGGGUAAAAUGGAGACCAAGCCCAUUCAUUAA
Messenger RNA from Phycomyces blakesleeanus NRRL 1555(-), 879 nucleotides. RefSeq lists its product as hypothetical. The coding region runs from base 1 to 879 and encodes 292 amino acids. NCBI's taxonomy places the organism in Eukaryota, Fungi, Mucoromycota, Mucoromycetes, Mucorales, Phycomycetaceae. The transcript has 4 exons. The record is from RefSeq and is a predicted model, not a curated record.